Molecule: messenger RNA, 4297 nt
Organism: Drosophila grimshawi
Lineage: Eukaryota; Metazoa; Arthropoda; Insecta; Diptera; Drosophilidae
Product: probable serine/threonine-protein kinase DDB_G0268876
Exons: 23
Coding region: 31-4143 (1370 amino acids)
Biological process (GO): protein phosphorylation; JNK cascade; positive regulation of canonical NF-kappaB signal transduction
Molecular function (GO): MAP kinase kinase kinase activity; magnesium ion binding; ATP binding
Source: RefSeq, a predicted model, not a curated record
GUGUUGAUUUUCGUUGUGUGUUGUCGAACAAUGGCCAGUUCCGAAGAUUUGGAAUUAAGUCAUAUAAUUCAAUAUGGUUCUUACAAGGCUCACAAGGCGAUAUGGAGUAAUAAAGAGAUCGUAGCAUUCCCAUUAAGUGCAACUAAAGUUACGAAAGACGAUAUAGAUUUACUUACGCCGAUCAGACAUACGAAUAUUAUUGAAGUAUAUGGCAUACAGUACGAUUGUAUUGCCGCUUUUGGACUAAUGGAAUAUUCGGAUUGUGGAUUUCUACAUAGUUACUUACAUGGAAACGAGCAGAGAGAUUAUACAGUGAGUCAUGUGCUCUCUUGGAUGCACCAGGUCGCCAAGGGUCUUCAAUACCUCCAUUCUAUGGAACCUAGCCCGUUCUUCCGACAUAUUAAUACCAAGAAAUUUUUGUUAUCCGAUAACUUUCGCACCUUAAAAAUCGGUGGCAUUUUGAAAGGAAAGUUGGAAUAUGAAUAUAUAUGGCCAUAUGCAUCACCGGAGGUGCAAGCAGGAAAAGACUGGACUGCUCACAAGAGCAACGUAUACAGUUUUGGGAUUGUUUUUUGGGAGUUGAUGUCGCGAAAGAUUCCUUUCCAUCAAUUUAAAGGAGAACUACCGAUGCUUAGUCAAAUACAAAUACCCAACUCUGAGCCGAUUAAAGAAUUAAUUGAAAAAUGCUGGAACUCGCGUCCGGUUAAGAGACCAGCAAUGGAAGAGAUACUCUCCCAAAUCACACAUUUUCUGAAAAGUUUCGACCCUUCAAUAUUGGAUCAAGUCUUCAGGGCUAAUAUAGGAACAUUCUGGAACUUUGCAGCAAUUAAUAUGGGCGACGAAAUUGGCGAUGGCCGCUUUGGCGUUACGUACAAAGCGACUUGGAAUGAUACGACUAUUGCUGUAAAAAAAUUGAAACACAUUUUGAGUGAAAACAUUAAGCAUCGAAUCAAGGAGCUAAUGCUUUUAUCAAAUGAACACAUUGUAUCUAUACUUGGCAUCGCAAUGGAUGGAGAAUUUACAAAUAUUUUAAUGGAAUACUUGGAUUAUGGAUCACUGCUCGACCUUACCUACAAAAAGACACUAAUCAUUACUUUGAAUAUGGCUUACCAGUGGAUGUGUUCUGCUGCUGAGGCCAUUAAAUACCUUCUAUGUGAGAUAAAGCUAGACCCCCGUUUCCUUUGUAAUUUGAAGUCUAAAAAUAUGAUGUUCCAAGGUAACAUCAACUGCUUGAAAUUAUGUAAUUUUUGUUUUGCAUUCGAUGAUAAAGAUGUGUUGAAAAAUAAGUUAGAGAUGUCCUACAUAGCACCGGAGGUAAUCAAGGAAGGGAAAUACACAGCAGAGAGCGUCGUAUAUAGCUUUGGAAUUGUCUUCUGGGAGGUAUUGGCACGCGAGAAGCCUUUCUGUAACUAUAAUCGUUUCAAAAUGAGGAGUGAAAUUCUAAGAGGUGUACGUCCGUCUAUUGAGGAUAUUCGUGGGAAGUGUCCAGAUGUCAUACAACGAUUUAUUACAAAAUGUUGGCAUGAGGAACCAUCGAAACGACAUAAAGUUAAUGAAAUAUGUGACUCAUUGGAUGAAUAUAAAAUUGAUAUCAGACAUUUAAAGCUGCCGGUUAUAGGAGUCAUCGAUGACGCUAAAAUAAAACAAUUAAAAAAUGUUGGAGAAAGUAAAUUUGGCAUUGUCUAUAAAGCUGAUUGGCGUGGUUUGGUGAUAGGGUUAAAAAAAUUUAAAGAUGUUUUUACAGCCGAUAUCAAUCCAGGUCGUAAAGAAGAGAUCACAUAUCUCUCACGCAUGGACCAUGAGAAUAUUGUAACACUAUAUGGCAUUGGCAUUAUUGGAGGAGUUGUACAUUCAAUCAUGGAAUAUUCUAAUUGUGGAUCUCUCUACAACUACUUGCAUGGUGAGGAACAGCGAAGUUGCACUGCUAUAAAUUCCCUUCACUGGAUGUAUCAGGCGGCAAAGGGGAUUCAAUACCUCUUAGAUGGGAGACCAAUUACAACUAUACAUCGCAAUUUAAAUUCUCAAAAUAUGUUGCUGUUCGAUAACUUCAGAGUCUUGAAAAUCAGUGAUUAUUGCUUUCCGGCAGAGGGGGAUUCUCUUUUAAACUAUCAAGAUAAUGCCUAUGUAGCACCAGAGGUCUUCGAGGAACGAAAAUAUACAAAAGAGAGCGACGUAUAUAGCUUUGGAAUCGUGUUUUGGGAGGUGAUGUCCCGCAAGAAGCCCUUCUCUCAAUUCAAGAGAUCAUUUGAAUUCACUAAUGUAGAAGAGAUCCAAAAUGGGAAACGUCCGCCUCUGAGUGAUAUAAUUGAAUCAGAAUUUAAUUACAUAAAGGAAAUAAUUGAAAGGUGCUGGGAUACAGACCCAAAAAACCGUCCUACAAUUUCGGAACUAGUCGAACAGCUGCAUGAACCUAAGUGGUUUGAAAAUGUCGAAGUGAUUCCGGAAAUAGACUUCGCGGAUAACACACCUUUAAAGGAAUGGGUUGGAAAAGGUACCUUCGGAAAUAUCUACAAAGCUAAUUGGCAUAACAAAGAGAUCGCAGUGCAAUGCACAAGGUUUUCAGGGGACUUCAAAACCGACGAUGUCGCAGAGAACAUUGAAAAACUUUACCGCGCUCAUCACGAGAAUAUUGUGGAGCUAUAUGGAAUUGCAAUUCAUGAAAAUAAUGCAUUUAUACUAAUGAAUUAUCCAGAGUGUAUAACCCUUGACAACUACUUGCAUGGAGAAGAUAAAUUUGUGUAUACAGUAGGGCGUGGACUCAAUUGGAUGAUCCAGUGUGCUAAGGGUUUAGCUUACUUGCAGGCCAUGAAACCAAAACCUAUUUUUCAUAAUUGCUUAACGCCAUCCAAUCUAUUCCUAACCGAAAAUUACCAAAUUUUGAAAAUAAGCGAUUUUGGCAUUGCUCAACAACUGCCAAUGGCGUUUGACAAAAAUUUUUCAGAUGUAUAUGUGACUCAUUUAGGAAAAUACAAAAAUCUCUCAAUAUGCAAUACGCAUAUUAGAGAUGUUUUCAGCUUUGGCUGUAUUCUAUGGGAGGUUAUGACACGUCAGAUAUUUGAUAUUAUAUUGGUUGAACCGUUAAUCAUUAGCUUAGAUGGCACAGAGCGUAUAAAAAAUAUAAUUACAUCUUGCUUGAUGUCGUUUCGGAAAAUGGUAGAAAUGACAUGGAUCGUCUCUGAACUUACAAAUAUAAUUAUGAUUUCUGAAUCGAGAAUACUUUCACAAGUCAUAAUAUCAAUGCAGAAAGAAGAGUGGAACAAUUAUAGACUAGACGUCAUUCAGAUUAAUUCGUACGUUGAGAAUGUGGAUUUUGAGGAUAUUGCAAUUUUUGAGGAUAUUGGGAGUGGUGCCUUCGGCGUUGUUAAGAGGGCUCGAUGGCGUAAUAGAAAUAUUGCGUUAAAACAAUGUAUGAAAAUAAAUGAUUUUACAGAUACAAAAAAGUACCUUAAUGCAAUUAACAAAGAGACCAAGUCGCUUGUAUCUGUUGACCACAAGCAUAUUAUGAAGCUAUAUGGUACCUCCUCACAUUCGGACUUUCUUUAUUUGCUUUUGGAAUAUGCGGAGAAUGGAUCGCUCGAUGACUACUUGUAUGGAAAGAAUCAAAAUCGUUACAAAAUGUCAAAUGGAAUUAAUUUGAUGAAUCAGCUUGUUAAUGGUUUGGCUUACUUGCAUGAGAAAAAACCAAAGCCCAUAAUUCAUCGCGAUUUGAAAACUAACAAUUUAUUACUAACCAAAGACUACACACAACUGAAGAUCGGAGAUUUUGGCAUAGCUAAAGAAUUAGCGACAAAAAAUACGACUAAUAAGGGCACAGUUAUUUAUCAGGCACCCGAGGUUGGCUCUUCACCAGCAAUAUAUACGGAAAAAUGCGACAUUUACAGCUUUGGCAUUAUUCUAUGGGAGGUGAUCUCGCGCAGAAAACCUUUCGAUCACCUUGACGAUCCCAAUCCAAUCGCAUGUUUUUAUAAAACCGAAAUGGGGGAUCGACCGCCACUGAAUAUUGAACUUAUAACGAAAUGUGAGCCAUUGCAAAACUUGAUUGAGAGUUGUUGGAAUCACGAUCCAGAGAAGCGACCCUCUGCCAAAUCAAUUCAAAUUUCCAAAACAAUGAAAAACAUUAAGAAGUUAAUGCGCAAAAUGUGAAGAUUACAUUCCCUAGCAGACCAGAGUUCGCCAGCAGAUAAAUAAAAAAUUAUGCUAUUGAUAUAAAAGGUAUAAAGAAUACUGUACAAACUUCAUUAACAUGAUCUAACUACCGCAGACUUCAUUAAACAAAAACAAAAUUUCUUAUCAACAA